AUGGCGGUGGCCACGGCACUAGGUUCCCUGGGCGUGGUGGCCCUGGGCACCUUCGUGGUGGCCCUGCUGCUGCAGCGGCUCUGGGAUGCGCUGGUGGCUGUCACCCGAUUCCGGGCCACUUGUCGCCAGCUGAACAAGUUCCCCAUCCUGCCCUGGCACAAUUGGUUGCUGGGACACACUGGCAUGGACGAGAACGGCCACACCCUGUCGGACGAGGACAUCGCGGCUGAGGCUGACACCUUCAUGUUUGAGGGUCAUGACACCACGGCCAGUGGCCUGGCAUGGCUCUUCUACAACCUGGCUGGCCACCCUGAGCACCAGGAGCGAUGCCGCCAGGAGGUCCAGGAGCUCCUGGCUGGCCGGGACACUGCAGACAUUGAAUGGGAGGACCUGUCCCAGCUGCCCUUCACCACCAUGUGCAUCAAGAACAGCCUUCGGCUGCACCCUCCUGUCACUGCUGUGUCCCAGUGCUGCACUGAGGACAUCCCCCUGCGUGAUGGCUUGGCCAUUCCCAUCCCACCAGGAGUCAUCUGCCGGAUGAGCAUCUACAGGACCCACCACAACCCAGACCUCUGGCCUGAGACUGAGGUGUUCAACCCUCUGAGGUUCAGCCCAGAGAACAGCAAGAGAUGGUCCCGGUUGUCCUUCAUCCCCUUCUCUGCUGGCCCCAGGAACUGCAUCGGGCAGAGCUUUGCCAUGGCUGAGAUGAAGGUGGCAGUGGCACUGACACUGUCCCGGUUUGUGCUGUGGAGGGACAUGGCGAGGCCACCCCCGCGCCGCAAGCCCGAGCUGAUCCUGCGUGCUGAGGAUGGGCUCUGGCUGCUGCUGGAGCCACUGGGAGUAGCUGAUGGACACGGGUCACCUGGACACGGGGACAUCCUGCAAGGGAGGUGUCACAGCCAGGGAAAGAGCAGGGAAUAAACGGGAGCAUGAAGGGGACAGUAUCGUGGUGGUGGUGGGGAUAUGCUGUCCUUGGUCAUGGGACACCUCAUGGCAUGGACAUGUCAACCCAUGGACAUGUCCCCUAAGCCACUUGUCACCACCCAUGGCCACAUCCCCCAUGUCCUCAUCCAUGGCCAUAUGGCCCCAUGUCACCAUCCAUACCUGUGACACCCCCCCCCAUGCCCAAUAUCGCCAUCCACAGC
Molecule: messenger RNA, 1145 nt
Organism: Passer domesticus (house sparrow)
Lineage: Eukaryota; Metazoa; Chordata; Aves; Passeriformes; Passeridae
Product: leukotriene-B4 omega-hydroxylase 3-like
Molecular function (GO): heme binding; monooxygenase activity; iron ion binding
Source: RefSeq, a predicted model, not a curated record